Messenger RNA from Besnoitia besnoiti, 456 nucleotides. RefSeq names its product cytochrome b5 family heme/steroid binding domain-containing protein. The transcript is spliced from 3 exons. Lineage: Eukaryota; Apicomplexa; Conoidasida; Eucoccidiorida; Sarcocystidae. Bases 1 to 456 code for a protein of 151 amino acids. The record is from RefSeq and is a predicted model, not a curated record. Gene Ontology annotation, cellular component: membrane; intracellular membrane-bounded organelle. Gene Ontology annotation, molecular function: heme binding.
AUGGCGACGCGCGAGACGGAGACCGGCCGAGAACCCUGGAGAACACGCGUCGUCUCUGCAGAGGAAGUCCGCAAGCACAACUCCGAGAAAGACUUUUGGUGCAUCAUCCACGGCGUUGUAUACGACCUGACUCCCGUCCUCGACAAGCACCCCGGCGGCGUCGAGGUCCUCAUGGACUACGCAGGAGAAGAUGCGAGUGACGCGUUCGAGGAUAUCGGACACAGUUUCAGUGCGAGGCGAAUGACCGUUGGCCUUGAAGUCGGAGUCCUCGCGGGCGCGGAAGACAACGCCCCUGGAGCGCUCUCAAAGACAGCGAAGGCUGCGACCUCUGCGGCUCGGGAGAAAGCAGACUGCUCAACGUGCGCCGGAGGCUUGCUGAGCGGCCGCACCGCGGCUGGGGCGCUGAUCGUCUUGGCCGCAGCUGCCACGGUCUUUUACAUUUUGGGUAUCUCCUGA